AUGAAUGAUAACCUGUUGCAAGGGCCUGAUCUCAUUAAUUCUAUAGUUGGUGUACUGAUACGUUUCCGAGAGGAACCGGUAGCUAAAGUGGCUGACAUUGAGGCAAUGUUUCAUCAGGUAAGGGUAUGCGAAAAGGAUAGAGAUGCACUCAGAUUUUUAUGGUGGCCAAGUGGUAACCUGGAAACAAAGCCUGUUGAACACUGUAUGAACGUUCAUUUGUUCGGUGUCACGUCAUCACCUAGCUGUGCGGCAUACAGUCUAAGAGGCACAGCAAGGGAUAACGCCAAAGCAUUCAGCGGGGAUACCUUGAAAACGAUAGAACGUAAUUUUUACGUUGAUGAUCUUCUAAAGUCGGUGACGGAUGAAAAGGUAGGUAUCAGACUUUCUUCUGAACUUCGAGAUAUCCUCGCUAAAGGUGGUUUCAGACUGACGAAGUGGAUGUCAAAUAAUCAAAAAGAGAAGGAUAACUGGAACUUGCCGGAAACUGCAAGUCCAGUAACUCUGGACGAUGAUGACUCAGAACUUAAGACGGUGCUUAGUAUGCAAGCGAAACAAGGUAAGGCCGCUUCAAGUUUAGAUGAUUUGUUAGUUAAAUACUCUGACUGGCAUAAAUUACUUCGUGCUGUAGGUUGGUUACUUAGAUUCAAGAAAUAUCUUGUAAGUAAGUAUUUGUUGAGUGAGAAGAAUGUCGGUUGUGCGGCAAAUAACAGAGAUUUGACUGUGAAAGAGAUUCGAGGAGCUACAAAGGAUGUCCUCAUGCUUUUACAAAAGAGUACGUAUGACAAGGAUUUCAGAAAUGUAGUAGAUAACGGUCGUGUUUCAAAGGCAUGUUCGAUUGUAAAUUUUAGCCCAGUGUACACAGAUGUUCUACUGAGAAUCGGCGGGCGUCUAGAAAAUGCUGACGUAAGCACUGACGUCAAGCACCCGAUUAUUUUGCCCAGCGGUCACAAUGUAAGUAGAAUUCUCAUUCGGAAAUACCAUGAAUUGAACGCCCAUGCGGGUGCUCAUCAUAUUUUGUCUCUUAUCAGACAAAAAAACUAUUGGAUAGUGCACGGUCAGCGAACAGUUAAGUCAGUACUUAGCCAUUGCAUCGACUGUAAACGCCGACAGCAACGUCUCAAAACUCAGCAGAUGGGACAUCUUCCGACAGAGAGACUUACACCAGACAAAGCGCCUUUCACGUACGUUGGAGUAGACUACUUCGGUCCAAUGUACGUAAAGUCUGGUAGAAAACAUCUCAAAAGGUAUGGGUGUUUAUUCACUUGCUUGACAACCAGGGCAGUGCAUAUUGAAAUUGCACACAGUCUUGACACACACUCUUUCAUAUGUGCUUUGCAGCGGUUUGUAAGUCGCCGGGGACGACCAGAAAAGAUCUUUAGUGAUAACGGGACAAAUAUUACCGCGGGAGAAAGGGAGCUGCGGGAAUCAGUCAAACAAUGGAAUCAAACUCAGCUCUCAAAAAACCUCCCUCAGCAAGAGAUUGCAUGGCAUUUCAAUCCUCCGUAUGCAAGUCACAUGGGUGGUGUAAGGGGAAGGUUAGUACGAUCCGUUAAAAAUGCGCUGAAAUAUGUAGUUCGUGAGCAACUGCUUGGUGACGAAGCUUUGUUGACAUUAGCAACCGAAGUCGAGAAGAUUCUGAACGACCGUCCAAUUACUCAGGUAAAGUAA
Molecule: messenger RNA, 1668 nt
Organism: Mya arenaria
Lineage: Eukaryota; Metazoa; Mollusca; Bivalvia; Myida; Myidae
Exons: 3
Coding region: 1-1668 (555 amino acids)
Biological process (GO): DNA integration
Molecular function (GO): nucleic acid binding
Source: RefSeq, a predicted model, not a curated record